Messenger RNA from Conger conger (European conger), 749 nucleotides. Its product is annotated as ADP-ribosylation factor-like protein 4A. The transcript has a single exon. The annotation marks the transcript as partial. Gene Ontology annotation, molecular function: GTPase activity; GTP binding. The record is from RefSeq and is a predicted model, not a curated record. Gene Ontology annotation, biological process: vesicle-mediated transport; intracellular protein transport. Gene Ontology annotation, cellular component: cytoplasm. NCBI's taxonomy places the organism in Eukaryota, Metazoa, Chordata, Actinopteri, Anguilliformes, Congridae.
CCACAGCACUUUCUUCCGUUUAAAAAAAAACAAAACAAAAAAAAAACAAAAACAAAGGAAAGCCGCCCGCGGUCGGGAUGGGGAAACGGCCUCUCGGAGCCUCGCUCGCUCUUCCCGGCGCUCCCGGCGUUCCGCUCGCUGCACAUCGUGAUCCUCGGCCUGGACUGCGCCGGCAAGACCACGGUGCUGUACCGGCUGCGCUUCAACGAGUUCCUCAACACCGUGCCCACCAAGGGCUUCAACGCGGAGAAGGUGCGCCUGCGGCUGGGCGGCUCCCGGCGGUGCGCCUCCUUCCACCUGUGGGACGUGGGCGGGCAGGAGCGCCUGCGGCCGCUGUGGCGCGCGUACACGCGCGGGGCGGACGGCCUGGUGUUCGUGGUGGACUCCGUGGACGCGGAGCGGCUGGAGGAGGCGCGCGCGGAGCUGCACAAGGUGGCGCGGCUGGCGGAGAACCACGGCGUGCCCGUGCUGGUGGUGGCCAACAAGCAGGACCUGCGCGGCUCGCUGGCCCCCGCCCAGAUCCAGGAGGCGCUGGCGCUGGCCGAGCUCAGCCCCGCCACGCCCUGGCACCUGCAGCCCGCCUGCGCCAUCAUCGGCGAGGGCCUGGCCGACGGCCUGGAGCGGCUCCACGCCAUGAUCGGCAAACGGCGCAAGGCCCUGCGGCAGCAGCAGCGCCAGCGCAGGAGGAGGUGAGCGCGGGAGAGAGAGAGAGAGAGAGAGAGGGAGAGGGAGGUGGGCCUUCGGCACCU